Molecule: messenger RNA, 9897 nt
Organism: Schistosoma bovis
Lineage: Eukaryota; Metazoa; Platyhelminthes; Trematoda; Strigeidida; Schistosomatidae
Source: the annotation of a GenBank genome assembly
AAAUCAGACGGAACUGGUCAUGAGAAUUAGACUUCUGCUUUUAAAGUUAACUUCAAUAAACCAUAUUGGUUAUCAAAUGUUCUUACUAGUGCUUUUAGUUCAUAUAUGUGUACUUUUAUGCCUAUCACCCCUCACCUGUUAUUCACCUCCGCCACAAUUUUCACUACCACCAACCUAGCGAGUAGAACUCAACAAAACAUAGCACGACACAAAAGAAAUUAACAUUUAUCACAUUAAUGAAAAUACAAAUAAAUGAUAUAGUGGUGUAAAAUACCGAUCUCGUGAUAACAUAUCUCUCUCUUGCAUAGUUGUAUGUUACUACUUUCAUACAACUUCACAAUAGAUAAACGCACAUAUAUACACAUGUAAUACAAGGAAUUGUAUUUCAGCUAUUUCGUUGAUAACAAUUAACAGUAAUAUACUCAUUUCAUAAUCUUUAUUUUCGUCAACAAAUAAAAAUAAAGUGAAUAUCGUGAGGACAAAACAAAAACAAAACACACUGAACAGUGACUAAAGCCAACUGGAAUAUUUUUUUUUCGCCAAAAAAACGAAAUACGCAUCGGAAAAACAAUUAUUUAUCUUUCUUGAAUUGAAAGAGAACUAAAAGAAAUUAGGCUUUUUAAAAAAAUAUAUACAUAGUGCGAGAGAGAAGAGAUUUAUGUACAUAGAUUUGUAAAGGAGUAAUGAUACAUUUUAAAAGGAGCUUUCCUUAUCUUUUCGUACUUUAUUUUCGUUGGUCUCGUUGAAUAUACCGUGUACAACAACCUUGAUAAUUUGAUUUUAAUUAUUUUCACUUUUUUGGACUGGUGAACAUUGCACAUAACAUAAAAAAGAUGAGGAAUAUUUAUAGUUGUGGAAAAGGAUACUAGAAACGCUGUGUCCUCCGCAGACUUUGAUCCGUUAUCAUUCACACUACUAAACUAUCCAGGUCAAAUUACGAAACGUAUUCAAAAUAACUCCAAAUCGGUUUCUCUUUUUAAAAAAUCUGAUUAGAACUCCUGACCUACGGAGUUAAACAAGCUACGGUUUCCUUAUUUCGAAGUAUAUUAAAACUGCAAUGAUAGUUGGUUAUCAAUGAUCAAUUGGAAUAUUUGUUAUGCAUUGAACAGUUUACAUCUAGAUCUACAUGAAACAAUUCACUUUUAUUCGAUGAUUAACAAUAAUACAACGGAUUAUUUAUAAAAGAAUACCAUUGAUGUAGAUUGAUUUCUGUUCUUGUAUAUAAUAAUAGAUUGAAACUAAUGACUGGAAGUGACUCAUCAAUGUGUGAUCUUGAAGUUAAAUCGUCAUUAUCAUUGACAAGUCACUUACAUGAAUAUCAACGAAAUCCAUUAUUUCACAUUAAUACCACUACUAUUACUACUAAUGCUACUACUACCAUUAAUAAUCAUAUUAACACAACUCCUAUUAAUAAUUAUCAACAACAAAAUGACACUGUGUAUGACAAUAAUAAUGAUAAUGAUGUGAAAAUCAAGUCAUCUAUGAAUGAUUGUAUUAGUGACAAUAAAAUAAAUGAUACACAUUCUACCACUGUUGUACACGAGAAGAAUGAAAAUCCUAGAAGAUCAAUACCUUUGACGAAUGCAUCAAGUUUAGAAGGCAGUAAUAAUAAUUUUCAAACAAUGUCUGGAAAUACAAUUCCAUUUCUACCAAUCUCCGCUACACAUGAUGGCCGUUAUGAAUGGCCACCUUCAAUGAGGCAUUCAUCAGCUAAUAAUGAUCGAUUCAUUCAAGGAAUUAACACAAACACUGAUACCAGGCAAGAAGAUUUCAGAAAUCAACUAAUAAGUAAUAACAGUAAUAAUUAUGACUUCAAAUCCGCACUUCCUACCAACAAUAUGGUAGAUGAUGAAAUUAAUCAAACGAACCAUCAUAAUUUGCCACCAUUUGCAAAUGAAAAGUUGUUGGAUUCUGUACGAUCUAAAAAUGUUAACAACACUAAUAGUAGUAACAAAGUGGAAUGUUCUUCUCCAGAUGCUAAUAUGGUUGCAGCCGUAGCAUUCAAUGCUGUCCGUAGAUGGUUUACUAAUCCAUCAACAUUAACUAAUUCAGAUAAUACAAUGAAAUCAGUAUGGAACGAAAACAUGAGAACAGGAAAUUCUGGUACAAAUUCAAUUGGUUUCAUGCAUCAAUCGAAUAUAUUACAUUAUGCAUCAUUAAAUUCUCGUUUACAACAUCCAUUGCCACCCCCACCAUUAGUUUUGAACUCAAAUGUUGGUAAUACAACCACACAAAAUUCAACAUACAAUAAUUAUGGAAUGUUUAUGCAUCGUGGACAUCAUAGUAGUGGAUACGUCCCAAAUCAUACAGCUCCAAUGUUACGUGGGGGUAAGAAACGUUCCCAUUCCCAAUCAUCUGUAAAUGAAUUAUUUGAUAUAUCAAGUUUAACAAGAAGUUCUCAAGGUUCAUUGAAUAUCAUGCAAUCUAUACGUGGUUCACAUAGUAUGGGACCAAGUGCUGAAGGUUCAUAUGGUCAUUUAUCUGCUGCUUCACUUGGUGCAAGUCCUGGCGCUUCAUGUGAUAUUCGUCGUACACUAAGCAGUAAUGGCAACUCUUCACAUACUGCUCCACCGGCUCCAUUUAGUGAGAGAUCACCAUUUUGGUCACCUAAUUCGCCACAUUCAACAGGUAGUGGGUUUGAUAACUAUCAAACGUCUUCACAUAAAUCUUUACCGUUACCGUCAACUUCACAAACAUGUCAACAACAUUCCGGAUAUACAUCUACAAGUGGUAGUAGUGGUAAUCGUUCAACUGGUUGUUUAAAUCGUGCACCUUUUGGACAUCUUGCGGUUUUAUCUUCAUCAAAUUCAUUAAAUAAACAAUUGCAACAACAAUCGGAUCCUAAUUCUCUGUUCAAUUGUUCAAUAGAUGUUCCGAAGAAACUGACAACUAAUUCUCCUAAUAUGAUAUUACCAUCAUGUAGAACAUUAGGAUUAUCUACCAACAGUGUUACAGCAUCUUCAUCAGAAAUAACAAAAAAUUGUACUAAUAAUGUUUUGCAGUCAGCAAUGGCCUUCGCUGCAGUUGCAGUCGCAGCUGCGGCAGCCUCUUCUACAACCUCUAGCAUAACAGAGAGAGAAAAUUCAUCUUUAUUGAAUAAACAUGUAUUGGAGAAUACUUUUCAUCGUGAAUGUAGAAAUCAUAGCUUGCAUCAGCAUCCAUCAAGUGAAUGUGGGUCCUGUUCAUCGACACUUACCAUUGGCAAUAACAAUAAUAAAGUAAAUGAAUCAAUCAAUUCUAUGUAUAAUAAUCUAGUUCCUUCAUGCUUUAUGAAACCAACUUCCUCUGUUACCAAUAAAAGUUCUGCUACUACUACUACUACUGACAAUGAUAAGAGUAGUACUAAUAAUCUCUCAACAGACAAUCGAAAUGUAUCUUUAAAUAAGUUACAGUGUUAUAAUAACGAUACCAAUGCUAAUGAUACUUGUAUGGAUGCAACUAAUAAUGAAAAUAUUCAACAAGGAGUAUUGAGAAAAACCAUACCCUCUACUCCAUCACAUUUUCAAUUAUCAUCUAAUUAUUCUUCUACAAUUUACAAUCAGUUAACUCAUAACAAUUUAAGUAAUAAAUCUACUACUGCUUUGAAUAAUGAUAACGAUGUCAAUAAUUGUAGUAAUAUGCCUUCAUCAUUUACAAAUCCUUUACAUUGGCCAUUUGAGUCAAUACCUACACCUGACUGGUCACAUACAUGGCUUAAUCAUAAUAACAAUAAUACUAAUAAUACUAUAAGAUGUCAAAACAAUUCAAAUGAAACAAUUCGAAGAAAUGGACGAGUGAAAAUUGGACAAAUCGAUUUAAAUUCAACGGUAUUAUCCAAAAGUGAAAUGUCCAAAUUAUUAAUGAAUGAAAAUACUACUAAUAAUCAUCAUCAUUUAUUUGGUAAAAGUAAUAAUCUUUUAUGUCCAACAUUAACAAAAGACUUAUUAAAACAACAUUGUGCAUUAAAUAACUCUAAUAAUAAUAGUUUAUCAAAUCAACAAUCUUCUCAAAGAAAACAAAUUGAUGGUACAUUGAAUCAAAUGCGUAGUAUUAAAAAUUUUAGUCGUACUUGUCGUACAACACCAGUAUUAGAAACAAUAACUCCAGGAAUAACCACAUCGAUAACAGAGACAUCAGUAGUUGCAUCAUCAUUAUCAACAACAGCUGCAACAUCAACUACUACAGGAGUAUUUAAACAAAAAACAAUUGAACAUUCACAUAAAUGGCAAAAUCAAAAUGUAUUUAAUAGUCGUAAGAAUUCAACACGUGAUUCUAGUAACAAUAAUAUUAAUAGUGGAGUUGGACAUUGUUCAGUUGAUGAACCAGAUGUAGAUGAAGAUGAAGAACUAGAUGAUGAUGGACGUGUACCACAAGAAGGUGAUCCAGAUUUUGUUGAAACAACAUGUCGAUGGGGUGAUUGUACAUUACAGUUUGAUGAUCAAGAUGAAUUAGUAAAACAUCUUAGUACUGAGCAUAUUGCAGGAAAUAAAAAAAGUUUCGUUUGUUUAUGGCGAGAAUGUGUUCGUGGAACUAGACCAUUCAAGGCUCAAUAUAUGCUUGUUGUACAUAUGCGUAGACAUACAGGUGAAAAACCACAUAAAUGUAUAUUUGAAGGUUGUACAAAGCGUUAUUCUCGUUUGGAAAAUUUAAAAACUCAUCUUCGAUCACAUACUGGAGAAAAACCUUAUCAAUGUGAAAUUCCCGGUUGUAAUAAAGCAUUUAGUAAUGCAUCAGACAGAGCUAAACAUCAGAAUAGAACGCAUAGUAAUGAAAAACCUUAUACAUGUAAAGUUGAUGGUUGUUCAAAACGAUACACAGAUCCAAGUUCUCUACGAAAACAUGUGAAAACUGUUCAUGGUGCUGAAGUUUAUGCAAAUAAAAAGCAUAAAGGUGAAAGUUGGAGUGAUCGACCUUGUGGUGGAUCUGGAUUUGGUGGGGGGCAUCUAUUUGGCAAUAGUAAUCCAGGUAAUAAUAACAAUAGUUAUCCUUCUCAAGAUAAACGAUCCAAUGGUUCAAUGCCUGGUACACGUGGAAGAUUUGGUCCUCGAGGAAUGAAUGAUAACGGCAACAUAUUUCAUCGUGGAGCCUUUAUAGAUCGAGAGCAACGCCCAUCUUCAUCGUCAAAUCCAAGAGAUGGUUGUUUAGCUUGUCUUACUAAUCCAGUUCAUGCAACUUCAAUACAUCCUGUAGAUAUCAAUAGCGAAAGCAUUAUCACAGAAUAUCCUAAUCAAGAUUUAUCGAAGUUGAAAAGAUCCAGUAUAGAAGAGUUUGGUAGAAAUACUUCACAUAAUAUGAAUUGGUAUUUACCUGAAACUGAUAAUCAAAAUGUACACUCUAAUGUUUUAAUGAUGACAUCAUCACCAGCAGUAUACAAUACAAGAAAUGAUUAUUUCCCUAGUUUGAAAUGUGAACAUUCCAUUUAUCCAAAUUAUUUUAAUUUUGCGCGAAAUAUGUUUCAUACUGAAGACACAAAUCAAAAUGAUCAUAAUAAUAACAAUAAUAAUUUGGCUUUAUCUUGGACAUCACCAACAACACCAUCACCAUGUGAUAACUUAUAUUUAAAUCAAAAAGUUAGUCCAUCUAUUACAUUACAGCCUUUAUCGACCAUAUCAAAUCCCAUUCAAUCAUUAUCAUUAUCAAUAGACAAUUCAAAUAACUUAACAAGUAUGAAACAGAAAAAUCUUAUCACAACUAUUAACGAAUCAGUGACUAUGAUAAGUAAUGAAAAUUCUGAUCAAACCAUACCAGUAUGUACUUAUGGAACAUCAGAUGAUUUGGUAAAAGAUUUCAAAAAAUCAUUAAAAACUGAAGAUAAUAAUUUAAUAUGGAAUUGGAAAUAUUCACAACCGUCAACUAAUGAAAUAAAUAAAGAUCAUUAUAAUAAAAAGCAUUCCAUUUUACAAUUUGAUAACCAAGAUAUAAAAAAGCCAUUACCUGAAUAUUUAUCAACAUCAUUAGAAUCUCAAUCAAAUACACAAUUUACAUUAAAUCUAAAUGAUCAAACAAUGAAUCAAUUAAAUAGAUCAAUGAAUAAUGAUCAUUUCAAUGAGAUCUCAACUAAUUUUAAUGAAAUAUAUCGUGAAAAUAAUUUACAAUUUAAUUUUCCUUUAAAAUGGAAAAUUGAAGAUACAUUAGCUUAUUCAAAAAAUCCGGAUAAUAGUAGUCAAAUAAACAAUAAUAAUAAUAAUAAUAAUAAUAAUGAAUUAAAUGAAAAAACUUCUCCUCAAUCAAAUCAAAAUGAAUGUAUUUCAAAUAUACCAUUGAAUAAUCUUUAUAUGGAAGAUGUGACAGAGCAGAAAUCUCAAUUAUGUUUAAUAGAAUGUUCAACUCGAUUAAGAUCAAUACAAGAUAUUUGUUCACCGAAUGAUAUUUGGGAUUCAGAGAGUGCGGCUGCAUCAUCCGGUAUUGGGUCAGGUGUAACAACUACCACAGCGUCAGAUAACAGUAAUCCCACCGCCCAGAAUCAUCACCAACAACAGCAACCGAAACACUCUCAUCAACAUCAAAACCGAACAAAGUCCAUAAAUUCAGACAAUAACUAUUCAAACCAAGAUAAUGUUAGUACUAUGGAUAAUGAUGAAGCAUUUGUUAAUAAUGAAAAUAUUAAAAGUGACCUUGGCUCUAUUGAUCGAUCCUCUUUAUUUGGGACACCAAGAACAGAUUCAAAUUCUACUGGUUGUUCAUAUGAAAGAACAUUUAAUCCACAAAUAACUCAUAAGAAUGAUAAUUUAUUACAUUCUUCAUGUACUUGUAUACAAAAGCAACAAAAAAGAGACUAUUCACAAUCGACUUGUUGUUAUCAUCGAAAUUAUCAUGAUCAAUUGGUAGAUGGGAAUAUAUCUUCUCAAUUAGAUUCAGAACAACUUAGUGCAACAAAUUCUCAAGUAAGCAGUGGAGUUGGUUCAAUGACUUCAUCAAACGCUGGUAGUGGUUGUAAUUGUACCGGUACAGGAUUAAACAAUACAAAUAUAAAUGUUUUAGAGAAUGCCAGUGGUAAUGUUAGUAGCAAUAUCUGUGUUAAUACAUUACCUAGAUUUGCUCAAGGUGACAAUUCAUCCAAAUUAACUAAUGAUUAUCCAAAUAAUUCACAAGUAUUCAAUGAAGAUGAUAAUAACAUAUCAAUAAUGUGGAGAAAGUAUUAUAAAUCAUAUGGUUAUUGUUCACCGUGUAACAACCAAAGUGAAACGUUUUAUCCUGAAAUAUUCAAUUCCGAGACGGAGUGUUAUUCAAAUACACCAGCAACUGUAUUAAAUGGUUUCUCUUCCACUGUUUUCCCUGUUCCACCUUCCAUUUCAACAUAUCAAUACCACCAUAAUCCUCAUCUUCAUCAUCAUCAUCAUCAUCAGCAGCAAUGUCAUUCACAAAAUAACCUUGACUUAGUUAUGUCAAGUUCAAAUCAUAAUAAUGAUGAAAUGCACUUUUCUCCUCACAGUUAUGUUCAUUCAAGUUCAUCUAAUUCAUCACCAUUCAAUUCAAAUCGUCCACAUUCUGUUGAAACAUUUUCGCAUAAUAAUAUAACGAACAAUCGUUUAUUUGACCAUAGACGAUAUACACAUACUUCAUUACCUACUAGAAAUAACAAUCAUGUUAAUGAAAUGAAUAAUACUAUAAACCAAACUAAUCCACAGCAUCCAUACAAUAUAUGUCUUUCUUCUAUAAAUAAUAAUAAUCAACGUGAUAUGAAUAGUAAUAUGAUUUUGAAGAGACAUUCUAUUACUGAUGAUCGAUGUCAUGUAAAUGGAACAUGGUCUACUAAUGCAAAUAAUGGUAAUGCUAAUCAUCAUUAUUGGUCACAUCCAUAUUAUACUAAUCAACAGUCUAUAGGAAAUCAAAUUCCUAAUUGGUUAAAUAAAUCUGGAUUAACAUCAUCAUCAUCGUCAACACUGACAUCGACAUCACUAACAGAAGCUAUGAGAACACAUAAUUCAUCAAAUAGUUUAUGUGUAACAUCAAGAUUUAAUGAUUCAAUAAACUAUUAUCAAGAAUAUCCUAAUUGUUGUCAACCAACAAUAAAUUCAUUUCAAAUAAAUCAAUCUUCAUUAUCCCCAAUUAUGUCUACAAAAACUUCUGCAAAACAACACUCUAAAUUAUCUUGGACAACAGAUGAUAAUUAUUCCGAAUAUCUUAAUUCAAAUCAUUCACAAAAUUCAUAUAUUCAAUCUAAUCGUUUGAUUAACAUUAAUCAUUCUAGUAAUAAGGACAAUUUAAUUGAAAUAGAUCAUAAUAAUCGAACAAAUAUUCAAGGGAAUUGUAAUUCUGAAUUAAAUUGUUGUUAUACAAAUUUUCAGAAUAAUACAACACAAUUGGAAAAUAUAAAUCAUAUAAAUACUAAUCCACUACUCAUUUCGUUAACUUCAUCUCAAUCAUUUUUGAUGAAUUCAUUCAAUACAACAUCCAUAACAACAACAACAACAUCUGAACAAACUCCUUAUUCAUCUUAUCAUUUAACCUCAACUUCAAAUAGAGUUCAUCAAAUAAAUCAAAGAGGUGUUGAACAAAUAAAUAAAAUGAACAAUUUACAUUCAUCCACAAUAGCUUCAGUGACAGCUUCUGCAACAACAACAACAACGACAACGUCUACAGUCAGUAGUUAUCAGAAUUUAAAAGAAAGAGAAGUAUACAAUUUCCCCGUACCAAAUUCUAUUCGUACAUAUAUUAAUCCAUUUCAUUCAUCUAGUUCAUUGUACAGUUCUUUCUUACAAUCAGUUUUUGAAGAACCAACAUACACAUCAUCAUCAUCAUCGUCAUCAUCAUCGACAUCAUCAUCACCAUCUCCAUCCUUAUUAUUAUCAUCGUCAUCAUCAACUCAUCUCGGUCAUUUUAAUCAAUUAUUUGUAAAUGCUGAUCCUAUAAGUAGUAAUCUAGUUGUCUGUAAUAUGUCAACUAUGGAUACAGAUUGUACACCAUUUGAUUCAUCUAAUUAAAAAUAUAUUGUAUAGUUAUUUCAAUAAAAAUGUGAUAAUACAGUAUAUCAAUUAUGAUCACAAUCAUUUUUUGUUGUUGUUGUUGAUAUAUUGAUAAAAACUGGUGAAAAAUGAAAUCAUCCUUCUAAUUCUUAUUUACUUUCUUUCAAUUUCACAUUUUUUUUGUUGCUGUGAGUUAUCAAUGAUAAAGUUUUAUGUUUUUGCAAACUAGUCAGUAUAGUUUGUAGCAUUUGUUGUUGUUGUUGUUGUUGUUGGUGGUGGUGGUGGUGGUUUAUUAUUAUUUCAUAUCCUUUAAUAGUAUCAGAAUUAAGUUAAAAAACUAUACUCUCUUUAAUAAUUGUAUAUUAUUAAAAUUGAAGCCGGUGUCAUUUCUACACCUUCAUUCAUACUAAUUGUAUUAUUCGUUAAAGGAAAUAAAAGCGCCAUUUUUUUCCGUUAUUUUUUAUUUCUAAGCAUUAUUUAUUACUUGUUUUUAUCACUCAUAGAUACUUUAUUAUCGUCUGAAAAUUAGCUUAUAAAUAAUUCAGGAGAACAAAAGGCAUAUGUAUUUAUUGAAUGCGUCGUUUAUUCUGUCGUUGUUGUUGUUGAUGUUCUUGUUUAUUUUACUUCUUUUUCCACCUACUUGUAUAUCCGGUCAUAGAAAUGUAUUGACUUUUGAGUCUUCAUUGUUUUCAUUUCAAAAUCUUCAUGAUUUUUCUAUUCUUUCUUCUUUCUUUUUUCAAAUGAAAACAUUUUGCUAAUUAUCUCUUAUAACUGAUUAUUUAAUUAAAUUAUUCAUUCAUCAAUUUAUUUUAAUCAUCCAUUCAAAAGUUUACAUUGAAAAUAACACAAGAAAACUAAAGUUUAAACAAACAAACUAACUAACUAACUAAUAACAAUCAAGAAAUAAUAGUUACUAUGCUGAAUUAAAACCAGAAUUUGUUUUCUUUUUGUCAUUCAAAUCAUCUGUAAUUAUAAAUUUAUUUUCCAAGUUUCAUAUUUAUGUUUUCUUUCU